AUGGGUGAAAAUUCGCCUUUAACCCUUUUCUACUUCAGGCAGUGUGUUCCUCCCCGCCAAGGACAAAAGCAAGGAGCCCCCAGCCCUCCACUCUUACACAGAAAGGAAAGGGAAGGAUUGUCUCCUGAUUGGCCCGGUUGGGUACUGUUAGAUGAGUUUGCUCCAAAGGCCAUAGCCCUCUUGACCAAAAAAAAAAAAAAAAAAAAUUCUGUGUCUUCCCAAUGCAAGUUUUCCAACCCAGCUUCCUCUUCUCUCUAUCCAGCAUCCUAUAUAUCACACCAAGCCCUCGCUGAUUUUGAGUUCUUUAAGGUCUUUUCAGUAGUAGGCUAA
This is a messenger RNA of Rangifer tarandus platyrhynchus (Svalbard reindeer), 330 nucleotides long. Lineage: Eukaryota; Metazoa; Chordata; Mammalia; Artiodactyla; Cervidae. The record is from the annotation of a GenBank genome assembly.